AAGAAGAACACUUCCGUGUUUUUUUUUAACCGGAAAUGAUUGGUUGGCAUUGGCAACGUUUUAGCUAAAUCUAGCAUCGUGUGCAGCAAAAAGAAAUACAUUUUAAAGUUGAGGACUUUGAAACAUCCAAAUUCUUCAGAGCUACUCAACCAUAGAGCAGUGAGGAAAGAGCAGCACCGCAAACAGAAUGACAAGCUCAUCUGCUCCCAGGAUGGUGAAUAGUUACAAGCGGACCACAAGCCCCAGAUCACCUACCAACUGUGGGGAGCUCUUCACCCCAGCACAUGAGGAAAAUGUGCGUUUUAUCCAUGAUACCUGGCAGUUUGUGCUCAGAGAAAUCAGAUCAGCACAAAACGCCGAGCGGAAUGACCGUGGACCACAGGAAUAUGUUGAGAAGAAUCCAAACCCUAACCUGCACUCUUUCACGCCAGUGGACCUGACUGACCUCAAGAAACGUAACACACAGGACUCCAAGAAGUCCUAGUCUUCAAGAUGGUCCGAGCACUUUUUUUUUCCUCCACCUAUCAUCAUUGAGAACUUUUCCUCUGACAUCCGAAGUCAGCCCUAUUUGCCAGUCUGAGGCAGAAUGCCAAACAAUUUUCUGUGAACUUUGAACCACAGCAAGCCCUCGUCUUUCUUUACACCCGAGAAGUGAUGAAGAAGAGUUCUACUUAUUAAAAAUCUGUCGUGAAUCAUGUUGAAGUCCACGCAACCCUUCUAAUGUAUGAAAAGGACUGAUCAACCUCCCACAGAUGUUAUUGGCAUCUGAUGCUGACAUACAAACUGUUCCACCGGACACAAAAGACUGCAGUCUUUACUACUACUACUAGUACUACUACGUACAUGAUCCUGAUGGGGAAAAAAAAUGACACAAGGGCUUUUAUGUUUUAUCGUUUGUUUUGUAAAAAGGUAGUCGGCUAGAUAAGGUGUAGCAUCAAUGACAUGGCGCACCGGAUGCACACCAGAUGAGCAUAUUUCGAAAAGCCAAAUGCAUUGCCAACCUUCUUAAUCCAAAAUUGUGUUUUCCCUAAAACGGGAUUUACUAAGAAAGCUCCAAAAACUCCCAAUUGCUAAAGCCUUGCAACAAAAUGUUCUUGUUUUCAUCUACCACGGAUUGUGUACUAAAUAUUACAGGUCAGAAUGCGACUGUAUGAAUUGUGUAUUUCUAAGAUGAAAUUGAUGUUCCCUUUCAGAAAGAGCCUGUGAAUGCUGAAAGAUGGUGUGACUUAAAUUCAAAAAAAAUCAAUUGAGGACGCUGUUGUAAACAUCUCAGCACAGUAUGCCAUAGCAAUGCCCAGAUACCGUGCAAAUAUCCGCCCCCAGGAUAACGAACAGAAGGAAUGAAACCACACCUAUCUGUAUGCUUUGCAAAUUAUUUACGGCUACGCCAUGGCACUAAUGCUGUUUUAUUCUUUUAAUGUCCCCGAAGCUGCCAAGGGUCUCAAAGUUCAAUAAUAAAGUCCCGAUAUUUAUCAUGUUGAA
Hippocampus comes (tiger tail seahorse) is the source of this 1482-nucleotide messenger RNA. It is a transcript of the gene mcrip1, whose product is annotated as MAPK regulated corepressor interacting protein 1. The transcript is spliced from 5 exons. The coding region runs from base 188 to 484 and encodes 98 amino acids. NCBI's taxonomy places the organism in Eukaryota, Metazoa, Chordata, Actinopteri, Syngnathiformes, Syngnathidae. The record is from RefSeq and is a predicted model, not a curated record.